GGCAGCACUGCAGAAGCAGUCGAUGGCGGUCCAUCGGUGCAGUGCAGCAAUGAGGUAGACACGUUUUUUGUCUUUUUCGCUUUUAAUUAGCAUAUUUGUUGAUUGAUAAUAAUAAUUCAUAUAAUGUGAACUACCCGGUUGAGUAGAUACGAGUCAAUUAUGUAAUCAGUAUGUAUCUGACGUGGCGUAAGACGAUUUUUGAAAUUGAAAAAAUACCACACGUACUCUCUAUUUAAGCCCUUAACGUCAGCUGCUAAAAACUUCGAGAAAAAAAUAUAUAUCAAAAUACUUAUAAUCAUAUGUAUUUCGUAACAGCUCCACUGAAAAAAGUUAAUAACGUAGAACAAAUUGCGAGCAUUAAAAAACAACUGGAGACUCACUGAACAAGCACUGUAAUUACCAAGACCAAAGCAUUAAACAGAAGACAAAAAAGCAAUGGCCGAUUGGAAAAGUAACAACAGAUCAAUCCCGCCAAAGACUCGUUUUUCGGAUGGUAAACAACUGGGCAUUAUCGAGAAGAUUCUUCAUUCUUACGGCUUUAUACAAUGCAUGAAUAAGGAUUGCCGUCUUUUCUUUCACUUUAGUGAAUUUUACGGAUCUGAUAUGGAAGUAGGGGAUACGGUAGAAUUCGACGUGGCCUUUGAUAAGAAAACAAGUAAACCAAUUGCAGUAAAUGUUGAACGUAGUUUCCAAAAUCAAGAAAACAAUGUAGAAUCAAGAAUGUCGGGAACAGUCGCAACACCAGCAACCCAUGCUGAUUCAUUUGGACGAGGCGAUGCAACAGCAGCAGCAGAUAGUAUGGGCUCUGUAUGCUAUCAGAGAGGAGGAGAAACUUUUUUCGUUCCGUAUGCCCUAGCAGAUACUCCAAAUAAAAAUAUUCUGUCAACUGGAGAUACUGUUGAAUUUGUUCUUGCCGAAGUUGAUAAUGUAUUUAUGGCAAAAAAAGUGAAAUUGUUAAAACGAGGACCUAAACCUGAUCGUUACCAGGGAGUUAUCUGCACAAAAAGAGAUAAUUUCGGUUUCAUUGAACGUUCCGACGUUGUUCGAGAGAUCUUCUUUCACUUUAGCGAAUGGCGUGGGCAAAUGAGACAGCUACAACUUGGUGCAGAUGUUGAAUUUAACAUUUCUCUCAGGAAUGGGAAAGAAGUGGCAACCUCUGUUGAAGCUUUGGAAUCAGGGACAGUUAUUUUUGAAGAUGUUGAUAAAGACAAAAGACGGGGUAGAAUUUUGAAACCACUUUCUACUUUGCAUGAUCAACAAAAUGAAAAGCUAAGACAAUCAGUUUGCGAUCCUCUUGGAGGUAGAAUUGUCUAUGAAACGGUGACUGGUUCAAUAGAAAUUCCAUAUGGGGAUAAAGAUCAGAAAGGAGCCUUCACACUUCUUGAGAACGAUAUCGUGCAUUUUAAUAUUGCUACUGACCGUCGAGAUCAGCUACAAAGAGCAACUAAUAUAACUUUAGUAACAAGUGACACCUUUCGAUUAAACAAUGAGAAAAGGGAAAAAGGACUCGUGACUGCCGUUAAAGAGAGAUAUUGCUUCCUUCGAACUGCUCAAACACCUAGACUUUUCGCUCAUCUUUCAGAAGUGCUUUUAGAAGAAAAUGACGAAGAGGCUACUGAACUCCAUGUCGGUGAUAUUGUUGAAUUUACCUUAGCCUCAACCGAUUCACCAAAUCGGCCAACUGCCCAGCGCUUAUUGAUAAAGCCCUUUAAUUCACCAGAGGCUAGUAAACUUAGAGACUUACUUUCUGAAGAUGAUCUUAUUCAAGGAAUCAUCGACGUAGAAUCCACUCCAGAUCAACCUGGUGCUAUUACGUACAAUCAAAAUUCAGUCGCUAGAUCAAUUUCAUUCAAUUCAGACUCUUGCACCGAAAAUUUCAGCUCAGGAGAUCGUGUCGAAUUUUUGGCCAACGAUGGAGCUGCUUUGUUAGUUAAACGCUGUCAAAAGUUCAUUCGAGGUUAUGUAGCAGCACUCAAAGCCGAAUUUGGUUUCAUUGAGUAUUAUUCACAUGACAAGGAGAUUUUCUUUCAUUUUUCAACUUAUGAAGGGAAUAUUGAGGACUUAGAGUUAGGUGACGAUGUUGAAUUUACUGUUUCAAGGAAAGGUGGUAAACCAGCUGCUGGUGUUGUUAGACGAUCCAAAGUAACAUCAAAGCCAAUGAUGGUAGAAGAAAAAGCUCGUGAUGGUGUUAUUAUUAGGAGUGUACGCAUUUGCAACCCUGAUCAGAACGAAUACAAAGGAGAAAUUGAGGACACAGAAGAUGGAAAACGCUAUUCAUUCUGCGUAAUGAGUCUUGUUGAUAAGCGUGACAUCUUGCAACCUAACGACAAGGUAUCCUUUCGGUUAGCUACUGAUCCAAAUCUUGAGGAAAAUGGUAAAAGUUUAAUGGCGUAUAAAGUUCGUGCCAUUCGGGAGCGAUAUACCGCAACUGUUGAUUGUCUUAAGGGUCAGUUUGGAUUCUUAAACUACGAAAAUGAAACGGGAAAAAAGCUGUUUUUUCAUUUAUCGGAUGUUGUUAGCGAAGGUGUUAUUCGCCCUGGCGACACGCUUGAUUUCGUAAUUGUUCAGAACAAAACCGGACGUUUUGCUGCUAGUAACUUGAGAAGAACGGCAACCUCAACCAUGUCGAGUAACACAAGAGCAAGACCAUUAAGGCUUAUUUCUCGACUCAAGUCAAAUUGUGAAGAUGGACCGAAAGUUGUGGCUAUCAGGCAGCCGUAUGGUCCAGAUACUAAGAGGAAAGGUUUUGAACCAAGAACUGGACCUAUGUCCGUUUGA
Dimorphilus gyrociliatus is the source of this 2778-nucleotide messenger RNA. The record is from the annotation of a GenBank genome assembly. NCBI's taxonomy places the organism in Eukaryota, Metazoa, Annelida, Polychaeta, Dinophilidae.